Haliaeetus leucocephalus (bald eagle) is the source of this 2084-nucleotide messenger RNA. It is a transcript of the gene L2HGDH, whose product is annotated as L-2-hydroxyglutarate dehydrogenase. Bases 1 to 1302 code for a protein of 433 amino acids. The record is from RefSeq and is a predicted model, not a curated record. The transcript has 10 exons. Gene Ontology annotation, molecular function: (S)-2-hydroxyglutarate dehydrogenase activity; (S)-2-hydroxy-acid oxidase activity. Lineage: Eukaryota; Metazoa; Chordata; Aves; Accipitriformes; Accipitridae.
AUGAGGGGCCGGGCCGGGCCGGGCCGUCGCCUUCCCCUGAGGGUCGUUGGCACUUUCGACGUGGCGGUGGUGGGAGCGGGAAUCGUGGGGCUGGCCUCUGCCCGGGAGCUCGUCCGGCGGCACCCCUCGCUCACCUUCGCCGUGCUGGAGAAGGAGAAGGAGCUAGCUCAUCACCAGAGUGGACAUAACAGUGGUGUGAUUCACAGCGGAAUUUACUACACACCUGGAUCUCUGAAAGCUAAGCUGUGUGUGCAGGGUGCAGCCCUCUGCUACGAGUACUGUGACCAGAAGGGAAUACCAUAUAAACAGUGUGGGAAGCUAAUUGUAGCCGUUGAACAAGAUGAAAUUCCAAGACUCAAAGCUCUGUAUGAAAGAGGGCUGCAGAACAACGUCCGAGGUCUGAAACUGAUUGGAGCAAAAGAAAUUCAAGCAAAAGAACCCUUCUGCAGGGGUCUGAUGGCCCUCGAUUCUCCAUAUACUGGCAUUGUGAAUUAUAAACAAGUGGCCCAGUCCUAUGCUGAAGACUUCCAGGAAGCAGGUGGGACGAUCUUGACUGAUUUUGAAGUUACAAACAUGGAGAUGGCUAAAGAAAGUUCUUCAGAAAGUGAAGAUGGACUAAAAUACCCAGUCAUUGUUAGGAACUCAAAGGGUGAGGAAAUCUACUGUCGGCACAUUGUGACCUGUGCAGGACUUUACUCAGACCGCCUGUCUGAGAUCAGUGGCUGCAGCCCUGAACCUCGCAUUGUACCCUUCCGUGGAGAUUAUUUGGUGCUAAAACCAGAAAAGUGCUAUAUGGUUAAAGGAAAUAUUUAUCCGGUUCCCAAUCCUCGGUUCCCUUUUCUGGGAUUUCAUUUCACGCCAAGAAUGGAUGGCAGUGUUUGGCUUGGUCCUAAUGCAGUACUAGCCUUUAAGCGAGAGGGCUACAAAUUGUUUGACUUCAGCACUGGAGACUUUUUAGAUGCUGUAAUGUACAGUGGGUUAUGGAAGCUUGUGCUGAGAAACUUGUCUUACGGGCUGAGUGAAAUAUACAGAGCCUGUUUCCUUAGCGCACAGGUGAAGCAACUUCAGAAGUUCAUCCCUGAGGUCACCAUCAAUGAUGUACUGAGGGGUCCAUCUGGAGUGAGAGCUCAAGCAUUGGACAGUGAUGGAAAUUUGGUAGAUGACUUUGUAUUUGAUGGAGGCAGUGGAGAUAUUGGAAGCAGAAUUCUUCACGUCAGAAAUGCCCCUUCUCCUGCUGCUACCUCCUCCCUUGCCAUCGCAAAAAUGAUUGCAGAUGAAGUGAAGCAAAGAUUUGAAUUGUGAAUGAUUGACAGGCAUAGUGUGGUUUUACCCCUCUUGUACGUGUAGCAGCUUGUCUGAGUUGAGUGAACUCUGCAGCCUUUAAUGACAAAGAUAAAACAGGCAACAUGUUGCUUGCAAGACCAGCGUUGGUAUAGCUGUGCAGUGCAAAACCAGCAUUUGAAAUGUUUGCCUUUGCCAGCCCACAACUUCUCAGCUUCACGAAUAAAGGAGUUAAGGUGCCUGGUAAGACCUGGUGCAGUACAGCCAUCUGCAAGAAAGAAGCAAACAGCCUUGUUUGCAGUGAAGGUUUGUCCACCUGAGCAGGAACAGCCUGUGGAAGGGCUGGUGCCAGGCACAACGUGAGGGUCUCCCAGGACCAUCGUGGGCCUUUAGGUGGAGCAGGAAGAGCCUCUGUGGUGGGGUUGCCCACACGGACUUCCCAUGCCUUUGGUCUAAAUGUUGCCUCCUCCUUGCACUCUGGAGAGGUGGUCGGUCCUCUGAAAAACCACAAGCAUGGGGUGGUUCUCUGUGUGCUUUCUCUCUGACUCGCUUUAAAUGAGAGUCUACAGUCCCCUAGCUUACAUUGAAGUAAUGGAGAUGGAAGGGUAAGCCCUGCUUAAGGGUUCUGCCGAUAUGGAAUUAAGGGCUUUAUCAGAGACUGAAAACAAUAUUCAGAGGCUUUUACAUGAAUGUAGAGUAUUUCAGAGAAAAUUAAGGCUAACAAGGGAUUACCAAAUCCAAGUCAAUUUAGAUAUGCGAUUCAGAUACGCUGUCUAUCUGAUCGCUGUCUCUAUUUUUUUAUA